Messenger RNA from Zeugodacus cucurbitae (melon fly), 3318 nucleotides. It is a transcript of the gene CDase, whose product is annotated as neutral ceramidase. Gene Ontology annotation, molecular function: N-acylsphingosine amidohydrolase activity. The coding region runs from base 861 to 2984 and encodes 707 amino acids. Lineage: Eukaryota; Metazoa; Arthropoda; Insecta; Diptera; Tephritidae. The record is from RefSeq and is a predicted model, not a curated record. Gene Ontology annotation, cellular component: extracellular region. Gene Ontology annotation, biological process: sphingosine biosynthetic process; ceramide catabolic process; long-chain fatty acid biosynthetic process. The transcript has 11 exons.
CAACUUGGACACAAAGCGGUCGCUUUGAAUACGCUCGCUACGGUAUAACGCAAAAGCAAGGCACUAGCGGUGAACUGCUAUGCAAAUGCCAUCGAGGGUGGCGCAAUUGGAUUAGUGAAUUUGUGAAAAACGAUUGGAACGCAUAAAAACGACACAAAAAUAAAUGUUAAAAUUCGUUGUAGCGCGCAGAGUGCAAUGUGGAGAAUAAAUAUUUAAAAUAAACACGAAAAUAAAAGAUUUAAAAAAAAUAAAUAAGAAGUAAUCGUAAAGCGGUGAAUGAUUUUGUGUCGGACUUUCAAUGUCAAACCAUUAAAAGAGACCACAGCGAAGUUGCGCGCGUGUUUGAAUAGCGUUUGGCGCUUGCGGGCGGAUAUCAAAUACUAUAUAUAUGUAUGCAUAUAUGGUAUAACUGAUUAUCUUUUGUUUUGACUUUGUAAACGCCGAUAUACAUACAUACAUAUAUAAAUAAUUAAUUUAUCAGCAUUGAUGCAGUUCAGUUGUAAUGAAUUCAUAGCACAACAUAAAAAAAUUCAAAUUAUUUAAAACCAAAACAAAUAAUAGUGACAAAAAACUUUAAAUAAACUACAAUUACAUAACCUCAGUGUGCCACUUUUGCAGAAUAGAUAUAACAUCAGUGCGAUCAAUUCGAAUCACUUGCUCAAAUGAAAUGAAACCACCAAAACGACACACAGCAUACAUAAAUACAAGUUAAACAGUUUGUCGUAAAGCAGUAGAGCAGGGAGCAAACGCGCAAAUGCAUCACCAAUAAAUUUUUAUAUUCGAAGCGAAAUAGUGAAGAAACAAAGGAAGUUAGACUAAAAAUAUUUGAAAAUAAGGGAAAUUCUUUCGAGAUUAAAAAAAUGCAUUGCCAACGAAGUCUAAUGCUCAUGGCAUUAGUCACACUAUGUCUCAGCGGAGCGCUUUGGAGCUGCGUCAAUGCUUAUCAGGUGGGAGUGGGACGUGCCGAUUCUACGGGACCACCAGUAGAAAUACAUUUCAUGGGUUACGCCAAUCUCAAACAGGUGGGACGCGGUCUGCAUCUACGCCAAUUUGCACGCGCCUUUGUUGUCGAGGAUGAUAAUCACAAGCGCGUCGCUUUCGUCUCUGUGGAUGCGGGUAUGAUGGGUUACGGCGUCAAGCGCGAGGUGGUAAAGCGCCUACAAGCGCGCUAUGGCGACAUCUAUACGGCGGAUAAUGUGAUUAUCAGCGGCACGCAUACCCACGGUGGCCCCGGUGGUUUUCUUAUGCAUUUGCUGUAUGACAUUUCGAUUUUGGGCUUCGUGCCGCAGACUUUCGAGGCGCUUGUGCAGGGUUGCUACUUGAGUAUCAAACGCGCCACCGACAAUAUGGUCGAUGGUAGAAUUUUCCUCUCAAGAACCAUCAUACUAAAUGUGAACAUCAAUCGCUCACCAACCUCGUAUUUACGUAAUCCCGUGGAGGAACGCGCACAAUAUGAGCACGAUGUGGAUAAAGUAUUGACGCAAUUACGUUUCGUCGACACAGAGAAUAAUUUGUUGGGUGCCUUCAAUUGGUAUGCGGUACAUCCGACAUCAAUGAAUAAUACUAACAAAUUGGUGACCUCUGAUAAUAUGGGUUAUGCUGCGCUGCUUUUGGAGAAGGAAUACAAUACGAAUAAAGUGCCGGGAAAAGGCAAAUUUGUGGGUGCUUUCUGUUCGUCGAAUUUGGGUGAUGUCUCACCCAAUAUUAUGGGUCCAAAGUGUUCGAUAAGUGGUAAUGAAUGUGAUCUACUUACUUCAAAAUGUCCACCAAAAGAAGGCGAAUGUUUUGCGUCUGGUCCUGGACGCGAUAUGUUUGAGAGCACUGAAAUCAUUGCUAGUCGCUUAGCUGACGGUGCUUUGCGUUUGUUAAACGAAAACAGUCAAGAAUCGACAAGCCGCGAAAUAGUCGGCGAGUUGUCCUACAUACAUCAAUUUGUUGAUAUGCCCAACUACAAUGGCACCACAUAUAAUCCGCUACAAAGAAAACUGGACAAGAUACGAGGUUGUCUACCGGCGAUGGGUUACAGUUUUGCUGCGGGCACCACAGAUGGACCCGGUGCCUUUAACUUCGAACAAGGCACCAUUACUGGCAAUGCAAUGUGGAAUGCGGUGCGCGAUUUCAUAGUACCACCAACACAAGAAGACAUUAGCUGUCAUUCGCCGAAGCCCAUAUUACUGGCAACUGGAAGGGCAACAUUCCCCUAUGAGUGGCAACCGAAGAUUGUUUCUACACAGCUGCUGAAGAUUGGCGAUCUGAUACUCGCCGGUGUGCCUGGCGAACUGACUACUAUGGCUGGACGCCGUCUGCGUAAUAAAAUUAGCGCUGUGGCUGUAGCAACCGGUGGCAAGGAUACAGAAGUCAUUAUUGCUGGUUUAUCGAACAUUUAUACCAGUUACAUCACAACACCGGAGGAAUAUCAAGCACAAAGAUAUGAGGCAGCAUCGACAAUUUUUGGUCCCAAUACGCAUACAAUCUAUAUGGAUGUCUUCGAGCAGUUGACCAAAGCAAUGAUACGUGGCGAGCGUCUAUCUCCAGGACCUGCGCCACCGUACAUGAAUGAUCGUAUGCUCUCGAUGAACACUGGCGUCAUUUUCGAUGGUCAUCCGAUCGGCAAGGACUUUGGUUUCGUUAAGCUCCAACCGAAAAAGUCGUAUCAAAUCAAUGAGACGGUAGUGGCUACCUUUAUUGCUGGUAAUCCGCGUAAUAAUCUAUUUCAUGAGAAGACAUACUUCGCCGUUGAGCGUAAGAUCAACGAAGAGCGUUGGAAGGUCGCCUACACCGAUGCGAGCUGGGAAACAAAAUUCAUUUGGGAGCGCGUUCAUUUGAUACUUGGCUUCAGCGACAUACACAUUCACUGGACCAUCGGAACCAACACUCUGCCCGGUGAAUACCGCAUACGGCAUUUCGGCAAUUACAAAUACAUUUUAGGUGGCAUUUUCCCAUACGAAGGCAUUUCCAACUCAUUCUUGGUGACGGAAGACUAAUCGCUGCUUCACACGUUUGCACACGUAGACGUUGAAGACGAUUGGAUUACUAGUCAGAGACUGCGCUCAUCAGGUGUUACUGCUUCUCAACUACAUACAUAUAUAGUACAUAUUAUAUGUAAAGCAUAUAUAAAUUUUUGAUAACAAGUUGUAUGUACUUGUAGUAAAUAUGUACGAUGUGUGUGGUAAAGUGCCAUACAAAUAAUACAUACAUACAUAUUUAUUUGUUUAUUAUAGUUAGUUGUGUGUAUAUAUAAUAUAUAUAAUGGAAAAUGUAGGAAUAAAUGUAUAAACGACUGUUGUACCAAUAAUUCAUGUUGAGAAUGUGGCAAUA